AUGCGCCAUCUGCACAGGUUUGACCUUGUGGAUGACGACGGCAGCGGCACCCUGGAGCACCACGAGCUCAUGGCGGCGCUGCAGGCCGCGCAGAUACCGGCGGAUGCGGCCUCCAUCGACGAGAUGAUCCAGCUCAUGGACGCCAACCGCGACGGCUGCAUCGGAUGGGGCGAGUUCGAGGCCUUCAUGACAGAGGAGUUUGCGGCUGGCAAGCAGCUGCUCUCUGGCGAGUACCUGCUGCCCAGCGGCACCGCGCUGCCGUUUGGCGCCAUGAUAUCCAAGCUGAGGCGGGAGCAGAUGAUGGGGGAGGUCAUGGCGGGCGGGGAGGCGCGCAGCAAGUGA
Monoraphidium neglectum is the source of this 342-nucleotide messenger RNA. RefSeq lists its product as hypothetical. The transcript has 4 exons. Bases 1 to 342 code for a protein of 113 amino acids. Gene Ontology annotation, molecular function: calcium ion binding. The record is from RefSeq and is a predicted model, not a curated record. NCBI's taxonomy places the organism in Eukaryota, Viridiplantae, Chlorophyta, Chlorophyceae, Sphaeropleales, Selenastraceae.